AUGGUUGUCGAAUCGUCGAAUAUGACGUCUACUACAUUAAUGACGUUCUUACUGUGCACCGCUCCUCACAUCCGUUCGGUGAAAUUGCUGGGGUCAUGGGAUAACUUCUCGAAACCGUAUGUCAUGGAAAGGGACAAGCGUGUCGGUGCUGGCCAUUGGCGGGGAUGUCAUACCUUCAGCAACAUUGUAUGUGACGGGCAGCCGAAUAGUAUGGGCCGGGCCCGCUCUGGUGGCCUGAAGAUGGGAGGCACCUAUUGGUACUAUUAUUUGUUGGAUGACGAUGUCGAGUACUUCAACAAGUCGGAGCCAGUGACCACACACUGCCCAUUUCUCCCAGGCCAACCGGUCAAUGUCCUUCAAGUUCCCAUCAUUCUUCCCGAUACAACGCCCAUCCAUACCCGAACAAGGAGCCCAAGUGCCCAGAAAACAGAACAUACGAUGAACCCGGAGGACAAAUACAUGAACCCUCGCGAGCCGCCCAAGCCUAAGCUUCGUCUCCGGACAUCUCCGCCGCUGCUACAAACACCGACCCCGAAUUGGUCUUUCAGCACCUCUCCGCUAGGAGCAAUCACCAACAGGGGCGCCUCGCAGCCCGCCCACGGUGCACACAAGGUCAAGGCUCACCGUGUGGAGGACAAGCCAGCUCGCUCUGUAUCCCCACCAAGACCAAAGGGUCUUCGCGCUGCCUUUCGCCAAUGGAAUGCCUCUUCACCCAACCUGUCGCCUACGGCAAAGGAUGGAAGUAUGGCCUGGCUUGUUCCUGGUAACCACAGGAGUAUGCGGCCGCAGUAUGAUGAUCGCCUCCAUGUGAGAAGCCACUCAAAUGACAGCUACAUGCGGUCUCCAUCCCUGGGCCAGAUGCCUGAGAACGAGACCCUUGCCAUGCCUCUUCGUCGCCCGGUUUCCGCAGGGGCGCAUAACUCGGCGUCCCUGACAAUCCAGGAACGACGCGCUUUGACCGCAAAGACCUCGGAUCAUUCUACACCCAAGAACCCCCUAACUCUACAGCCAAAGCAGGCGCUUGCCCAGGCCAGAAAUGGCGACGGUGAAGCUAUGCUUGCAUCUCUUAUAAGAAGACCUCUCUCUACCCCAUCUACCCCUUCUAUGCUAAGAAGGCCGUCUCGUCGCCCAAGGACCCCAGAAGGAUCGAUGACCCCAACCCCACACACUGUCAUAAAUAAGCGGCUUCCUACUUUGCCAAACUCUCCCUCCUCUGUCAUGGACGAGGCACUCGCUGAGCUCGAAGCGCGUGAAAGGCAACUGGACAUGGAGGCUCUUGGAAGCCAUUUCUCGGACUUCACCACGACCGAAUCGGUUACAGCAUGCGAGAGGAGCCGCUUCUCUGAGUGGAGCACCGAUACUGACCUCGUCUCUCCCGAGUCGAUGACUUCCUCCUCCACCUUCAAUGAGAAACAAGACUCUCCUACCAUUCCAGCGAUGGAGUUUUCGCAAAUCUCCAACGCUUCUACCGACAUUGAGCCUAGUGACCCAGAGACGCCGCACCUUACCACAGGCUCAGAAGGGUCUUCUGCAUUCCAGCAAGACUCGCCACGUUUUGACCUCCCUCUUCCCCGUCUCACCAUCACCUUGUCUCCCUCUGAUCUACACAUUCCCGGCCUCUAUAUCAACGAAGAUAGGGAUGACCUUUUAGAGAGCAACCCGAAGCGACAUGCGGCCUUUUUCGAGGCAAUGGAACUGAAAGGCCUCGGCCUGACCAGCCCGCCAGCUUCUACUCUUCGUUUUCCCGAGAGCGUUCAAGACGUCAUGUCAUCUGACAAGACCAUGACGCGCACGAACGACACUGCUCGCUACAGCAACGGCAUGCUGCUCUCUCAGUCUGCGACAAUGAAGGAGAUGAUGGAUGAACUGAGUUAUCUGAAAAACAUGAUUCAGUCAGGAGGUGUCCCAGAGGUCUAG
This is a messenger RNA of Aspergillus calidoustus, 1917 nucleotides long. Lineage: Eukaryota; Fungi; Ascomycota; Eurotiomycetes; Eurotiales; Aspergillaceae. The record is from the annotation of a GenBank genome assembly.